Molecule: messenger RNA, 962 nt
Organism: Dentiscutata heterogama
Lineage: Eukaryota; Fungi; Glomeromycota; Glomeromycetes; Diversisporales; Gigasporaceae
Source: the annotation of a GenBank genome assembly
CACUAGCAAUUGAACGAGAUGUUGCAAUUAAUGCAGUCUUAAGGGCUAGCAAAAUUUGCCAAAAAGUUUUUCAAAACCUUGUGACGAGUGAUACUGUUAUUAAGAAGGAUAGAUCCCCUGUUACAGUUGCUGAUUUUAGUGCACAAGUAGUGGUAAACAAAAUUUUAUAUGAAUCUUUUCCAAAUGAUCCAAUUGUUGGAGAAGAAGAAUCUGGAAGUCUACGAGGUGAUAACGGAAAAGAACUGAGAAAUAAAGUUUUAUCAUUGGCUAACACUGUACUAGAUACUCUCUUGAAUGAUAAUGAGUUAUUGGAUACUAUUGAUAGAGGAAGCUUUCCUGGUGGCUCAAGUGGACGAAUAUGGGCUCUUGAUCCGAUAGAUGGAACCAUGGGAUUUCUUCGUAGAGAACAAUUUUGUAUUGGGUUAGCUUUGAUUAUUGACGGAGAUGUUCGCCUUGGUGUUUUAGGGUGUCCGAAUUUACCAGUAGAUUUUAAAGCACCUGAAGGUGAAAAAGGAUGUUUAUUUGUUGCCAUUAAGGGGCAAGAAGAAACACAAAUCCGUCUUGCAGAUAUUUCAUCACCAUCUGCAGCCUUAUUUUGUGAAUCAGUUGUAGCCGAACAUUCUUCACAUAGUGAUGCGGCAAAAAUUGCAUCAUUUCUUGGAAUCACAAAACCACCUCUCCGCAUGGAUAGUAUGUGUAAAUAUUGUGCUGUUGCGAGAGGUGAUGCAGAUAUUUAUCUAAGAUUACCUGUCCGUGUUGAUUAUGACGAGAAUAUUUGGGAUCAUGCAGCCGGAUGCAUUCUUAUUAAGGAAGCAGGGGGUAUUGUUUCAGAUAUUAACAAUAAACCUUUAGACUUCUCUUUGGGAAGAACAUUAAAAACCAACAAAGAAGUUGUAGUUGCACAUUCUAAAAUACAUGGACAAGUUAUUGAUGUAGUUCAGCGAGUUAUUUUAAAAAAAUAG